ACCCAACCCUGCGUUCGAUAAGGUAGAAUAGAACACGCAGCACCUGUGUCCGUUGAUUUUAUCUCUUCUUCUUCAUCAUCAUCACGAAACUCAGACCAAAUUGUGUGUUGCAGAGAUGGAUUAUUCGGGCUACAACUACCAGCAGCAGCAACAACAACAUUCCUAUGGCUACGACCCUUCUCAGAUCCAAAUCCAACCCUACGAUCAAUCCUAUGCCUAUCAACAAUACUACGCAUACAAUUCCCAAUACGCUUAUUUUCCCAACACACAUCAAGGCCAGUUUCAAUUCCAAUCCGAACCCGCUCCUCUUCACCCUCCCGGAGUCAACCCCACCGUUCCGGAGUCCGCCCCGGACCAUAAAUUGACAACUUAUCAAGGAUUGCUAGAUCAACAGUAUCUUGAGGCUCAUAGAGAUAGGCAUGAAUUGAGCCAAGUCCCUGGUGAAAGGACUGGACCAUCUCAAUACAGAGGUAGGGGUGGCCGGGGUGGUAGACCAUUUAGAGGGGCUGGUCGUGGUCGGGGCCAUGGUAGGGGCCAUGGUGUGGGGGGUGGUAGACACGCGCCAUCUCAUUCUUCUGGUGCUGCUAUUUCUCAUGCGGCAGGUGCACCUGCAGCUGCUGGGACUGGUUCAGCGAUAGACCCUUCAUCAUCAGUCUCUGUGCCAACACAAUUACCUAAACAAGCUCGAGUGCAACCACCAGCACCACGUAAGGUAUGCUGUGAAAUUUGUAAGGUUGAGUGCAAUACUCCAGAAAUCUUGGAGCAACACAAGAAUGGGAAGAAACAUCAGAAGAAUAUGAGGGUGCAUGAAGAACUGCAAAGGCGCAAUGCUCUAAAUGGACAACAGAAUGCGCAAAUUCCUACCUCUCAAUUGAAUUUGACAGAUCAACCUAAGCAAGUUCAGGAGUCUGAGAAUAAUGGAUCCCCAGCAGAAAAUUUGGGCUCGAGGGUUAUAGUUAAUAAUAAUCACGAGGACGAAACUCAGCAGCAGAAUAAUGUAGGAAACAUUUCCGAGGCUUCUGAAGCACCUGAGGCAAAAAACACGGAUAACUCUGCCGCCACAAGAGGCCGAGGAAUAAAGCGGAAGAAGAAAGGAGGAGGAAAAGGGGGUAAAUACAUGAGAACCAAUGAUGGUUUAAAGCCUGUGGAACCUGCACAAACCAUGUCUUUUAGAUGUGAGUUGUGUGACGUUAAAUGUGAGUCACAAGUUGUUUACCAGAGUCAUGUGACUGGGAAAAAGCACUUAUCGAAACUAAGGCGUGCUCAUGAUCCCCAAGCUUCAUCUGGAGUAGGCCAGCAGCCAGCUCUGUCUGGAGCACUCUUGGGGCUUCAAGCCCUUUACCCUCCUGACAUCAAUGCUCUGUCUAAUGCUAUUAAUGCUCAAGUACAACAAGGUGAUAACGAUCCACAGGUACUUUUGGCUCAGCUCCUGAUGACUGUACUAUCUCAAGCACAAGUUACAGCAGCAUCCCAAGUGACAGGUGUCACUGCUGCUCAGAUGCCUGGACCCAUAUCUAUGGCUGGACCAAGUUAUGAACCCCAGUUGUUGCAGACACAAGUAUCAGAAAUCACACCACAUGUUAAUUUGGAAAAUCCUUCUGGGGAAACAAAAACUGAGGUGUUACCUGAUCCAUCACUGGAGUCAAAAGCUCAGCAAGGCUCAAGUGUCAGCACCCAAAUUGAAGGUGGUGGUUCUGAAACUAAACAAUCGGUGUAAAAUUCCCCCAGUAUAUUUCUGUUGCGACACCCACAGCCAAUUUCAGAAUGUGAAUCUCCCACCUCUUAGUAGGCCAAAGAUGGUUCAAUCUUUCUCUUAAUUUUCCACUUUUUUUCUUCCCGAAAGGGUGGUUAUAUAACUGUUGUUGGGAUUUUCUUUUCUCUCAGAGGUAGAUUUGAAUAUUGUAGGAAUUUGCUCAUAUGGAUGUUGGGAGGUGCUAGAAAUCCUUUGUUUUAUGUUACUGCAAUGCGAAAAUUACCUUUGAGUGAUCAAA
Messenger RNA from Vigna unguiculata (cowpea), 1991 nucleotides. RefSeq lists its product as uncharacterized. NCBI's taxonomy places the organism in Eukaryota, Viridiplantae, Streptophyta, Magnoliopsida, Fabales, Fabaceae. The record is from RefSeq and is a predicted model, not a curated record. Gene Ontology annotation, molecular function: nucleic acid binding; zinc ion binding.